AACAAGAAACAGCAAUGCUUACAUCAUUCUGGGAAUUAUGUGGCCUUACAUGUAAUAAUUGUUAUCUUAGAUGUUUAAACAAUAGAGAUCACGAAGGAGAACAUGACUGUUUGACAAAUCAUGAAUGUCACGCCAAUUGCCAAUUUGUCGAUGCACACACUAACGAAAAUCUUAUUCCAAAAUGUAACUACAAAGCUGGUCAUGAAGGCAUGCAUGCGUGCUCUGGUGCCAAUCACCUAUGCGGAAAGCCUUGUUGUUUUUCGGAUAAACAAAACUGUCAGAUAAAAUGCUCAAAGAAAAUUGGUCAUGAAGAUGAAAAUCAUCUGUGUCAAUCUACACACCACUAUUGUGGAGCUCCAUGUUCGCUAGUUACGCAAAAUGGUGGAUACAGAUGCCCUAACAAAUGUUUCAUACCGUGCGAAGAACAACAUGAUAAACAUCGGUGUGAGAUCGGAACAUGUCCAAUUCAAUGUCCAGUUAAUGGUUGCCAGUGGCAUUGUAAAAGCAAAGACCACUUUCAUGCUCUCUCAGACCCUGCGGUGAAUCAUUUUUGUGGAAAAGAACAUCAGUGUAAGGAAUUAUGUAAAGAACCUGGAGUAUGCAGAAUUCAACUUGAACCAAAAAAGCAAGAAGAAACUUAUCAAGGACUUGUUAAAGAUACUUCAAUCACCUUUACUAAAUAUAUUCAAAUAAGUGAAAGUCUACCAUGUAGCAAAAAAAUUCCACCGGAUUCAUUUAAACAUGCUGGCAUACAUUCUCAUGGGGGUAUGCAUUAUUGUGAUGUAAAAUGCAAAUUUUGUGAAUACUAUUGUGAUUUACCCUUUGGACAUUCACAACGCUUACACGAUACACGUCAUGGAAACAUGAUGCAAACUGAAUUUACUACAGAAGAGAAUGAUAAUGAAUUUUUAUAUGGAGGGCAUAGAUUAAAAGCCGGUGAUGAAGGGACCUUUGUAUUGUGUCGCAUUCAUCCUAAUCCUGAGAAAGCAAAAGACUUCAUGUCCCAUCGACUAUUUUGGGAACGUACUGGUUUUAAGGAUCCAUACAGCGCUCAAGAGCAGCAAGAAUUUUCCAAAUGUGAUCAUGAAUGUCGAGACGAAAAGCACAAUACGAGUGACAAUCCUUCUAAAUCAUAUUGUGAAAUGCCACUUUUCCAUGAUCUCCUUGAUCCAUCGAAAACUCCACCAAAUGAAUGUGGAUAUAUUUCACUUGAUGGUCACCAUUUCAAUUGCGAAAAUCCAUCAAAGUAUGAAGUUGACUUUCAUAUAAUUUUUGUCCUGGACCGAUCUUCUUCAAUGCAAGGAACAGACAAAAGACCCAUACAGGGAACACCAAUUUAUAACGAUCUUGUUAAACGUCAUAAUAACCGACUUGGUGCUGUUUAUAAUGCGGCAUAUUCAUUUAUGAAGGCGCGCCUGUCUUCGCAAGCUGCUCAAUAUAAUGAGACAGUUUGCCGAGAUACAGUUUCUUUGAUACUUUUUGAUUUUGAAGCAAUAAUUGCUAUAGAAAAUCAGCCUUUGAACGAUCCCGAAAGUCUCCUCCGUAUAAUGCUUCAACACAAUUCAAGGGUAGGAACAAAUUUUAAUGCCGCAAUUCUUAAGGCCGGUCAUAUAAUCGAAAAAUAUUUUAAUCCUAUGAAGACAAAUAUUGUCUUGUUCUGUUCAGAUGGAGAGUGCGGAGUACCCAAAGACGAGUUAAACAAAAUUUGCUCAAAGAAUCAAAAAAAAGGAUCACCAAUAUUUUUGAACACGAUUUUAUUCAGUAGUAGUAUAAAUUGCCAAUCAUUACAGCUAAUGGCAAAUAUAGCACAAAGUUAUCUUCCCAAAGAAACCUCUUCGAGUGCAUUAAAAUGUCAAUUUACAAGAGCUAUUGAUGAGAUAGUUUUAGUUAAUACUUUUAGUGGUAUCGCGGAAAGUUUGAGGAAACAUAAGCCAACUCUCAUAAAAAAAGAUAUUUUGUAA
This is a messenger RNA of Racocetra persica, 1961 nucleotides long. The record is from the annotation of a GenBank genome assembly. NCBI's taxonomy places the organism in Eukaryota, Fungi, Glomeromycota, Glomeromycetes, Diversisporales, Gigasporaceae.